AUGAAUACCACGCUUGACCGAGGAGCGCCGAGACCUGAUGAAUUGAGCGAUGUGGGUUCUCUCUUGAGGCAACCCCAAAUAAUAAUCUGGCUCAAGACCUCAGACCAGUCCUUUGCAAUCCACAAGUCCCUCCUAGUCGAGUCCUCGAAAUACUUCCAACGCUGCCUCGACGGGCCCUUUGCCGAGUCCCACACAAACACAAUCGACCUCAACGACACUGACACCGACGGCAACGCAGACGCAGACGACGACGGCGCCAAAGUCAACGUCAGCAUCAGCCCGCUGACCCUGGGCACCUAUGUGAAACUGUGCUACUUCACCCGCCUCACAGCCCAGCGCGUCAAACGCUGCCGCCGCAAUGCGGCGGACCACCCGGGCGAGGACGCCGUCUACUACGAGGUCUCCCCCUUCUCCCUGAAACCCUGCGACAUGCACACCCCGCACGACCUGACGGAGCUCGUCGACAUGUGGUCCCUCUGCGACCGUUUCCACGACGACCUGCUCCUGGGGAAAGUAUCCACCGCCAUCCGCGAGACGCUCAACGUCGGGGCCACGAAGCUCGGCGGCAGCUGCGGCGGCGGCGGCGGGGUUGGGGACGCACAGCAGCAACACGGCGCCGAGUGGUGGGUCUUCAACUUCGCCAACGGCUACGUCGCGCUGGCGAGUCUUCACCGGAGGCGGGACGACGACGUCGAAGGGUUGAUGGAGAGGUUGCGGGAUCUGUUUGUGCAGAACUGUUCGCCGGCUUCGUGGGAGAGGCUUGCGGGCCAGUUGCCGAGCGAGUUUGUGGUUGCGGCGUCGAUUGCGUUCCAGGCCAAGAUGGCGACGUUGAUGCCGCACGAGGCGGCGAUUGCGAGGGUGAAUGGGGCGAGUCUGUGUUAUGAGUGUAAGACUAGGGUGCAGACGGCUUUGAAGAGAUGA
Molecule: messenger RNA, 921 nt
Organism: Colletotrichum scovillei
Lineage: Eukaryota; Fungi; Ascomycota; Sordariomycetes; Glomerellales; Glomerellaceae
Exons: 2
Coding region: 1-921 (306 amino acids)
Source: RefSeq, a predicted model, not a curated record